Molecule: messenger RNA, 996 nt
Organism: Neurospora crassa OR74A
Lineage: Eukaryota; Fungi; Ascomycota; Sordariomycetes; Sordariales; Sordariaceae
Gene: gh7-3
Product: endoglucanase EG-1
Exons: 2
Coding region: 1-996 (331 amino acids)
Biological process (GO): carbohydrate metabolic process
Molecular function (GO): hydrolase activity, hydrolyzing O-glycosyl compounds
Source: RefSeq, a predicted model, not a curated record
AUGGGCACCGGCAUACCUGAAGUCCAUCCCCGUUUCCGCACCCAGAGAUGUACCAAAUCAGGCGGCUGCAAAACGCAACAGACGUAUCUCGUCGCCGACGCCCGGCACCGAGCCUUCCACAACACCGAAGGCGCAAUCGUGAAAUGCUCCGCCGCCAACAAGGUACUCUGUCUCGACGAGGCCACCUGCGCCAAGAAUUGCAUCCUUAACGGCGUCGAGUACGGCAGCUUAGGCAUGCUCGCAAGUGACACGGCCGUGACGCUACGCAACUAUCUCUUUGACGGGAAGAAGCACAGGACCAUCAGUCCGCGCGUGUACCUACUUGCAGAGGAUGGCGAGGACUACGAGCCGAUCAAGCUGCCCGUUAAACCAAUAAAUCAGCUUUCAGGUAAACCUGGAUUCCUCCGGCGCUUGCUGCAACAAAAUGGACAUCUGGGAAGCCAACUCGCGUGCCACGACCAUGACUUCGCAUCCUUGCAAGCAAACGGCCCUUUCCUUUGCAACGGUGAUCAGUGCGACGAGUUGGAGAAGAGUGGAAGCGGUAUGCGUGCCAGAAAAGGUUGCGGAAUCAAUCCGUUCAGGCUUGGGGCCCCAGAGUUCUACGGCAAGGACCAGGAACACAAGGUUGACACCUCUCGGCCGUUUACAGUCGUCACCCGCUUCUUUACAGAUGACAACUCGACGACUGGCGCCCUCACCGAGAUUAGAAGGGUCUACAUUCAGGAUGGAAAAACGUUUCCAGCCACCUACAGCUCGAACAUUAAAGCUCUCAACCAUGCCAACACUUCGCCCAGCGGUGGAAAAUUUGAAGCUGCGUUGACGGAGGGGUACUGCAGUGCUCGGGGCUUCGACGACCAUGUGCGACUAGAUGGAUUGAAGACAAUGGGCCAGGCACUGGGUCGUGGUAUGAUCAUGGUAUUAAGUAUCUGGAACUCCGAAAGAGACUCAAUGGCGUGGCUAGACGCCGGAAAAAAACGGGCCAUGCCAGGACGGUGA